AAGCAAACUCUCUGCUUUCUCAACCAGAUCACAACAUACAAUGGCUGCAGUGUUCUGGGCUUUGGCUUUGGUAAGCCUCUGUGGCCAGCUACCUUCCAAUGCCCAAGCACCUGCAACUGCGCCGGCAAACUCACCACCUACAACCCCAGCUGCAACAUCACCAUCUUCCGGCACGCCACUGGCGGUAACACUACCACCAACAGUGGUGGCAUCCCCUCCCACCACAAGUACACCACCAACUACAUCCCAGCCACCUGCAAUUGUAGCUCCCAAACCCGCACCUGUGACACCACCAGCUCCAAAAGUUGCACCUGCUUCAAGCCCAAAAGCCCCACCACCCCAAACUCCACAACCACAACCACCAAAAGUAUCACCAGUUGUAACUCCCACAUCGCCACCCCCGAUACCUCCACCACCCGUUUCUACGCCACCGCCAUUGCCACCACCAAAGAUAGCUCCAACACCAGCCAAAACACCCCCUGCACCUGCACCAGCAAAGGCAACACCAGCACCCGCUCCUGCACCUACAAAGCCAGCACCAACUCCAGCUCCUGUUCCUCCACCACCAACAUUGGCACCAACGCCGGUAGUAGAGGUACCAGCACCGGCGCCAUCGUCACAUAAGCAUAGAAGGCACAGGCACAGGCACAGGAGGCAUCAGGCACCAGCUCCAGCACCAACAAUUGUUCGCAAAAGUCCCCCGGCACCACCUGAUUCCACAGCAGAAUCAGACACAACACCAGCACCAUCACCAAGUCUGAAUUUGAAUGCUGCAUCGUCAAACCACCAGCAAGGGAGAAAUAUAUGGGCAACAGCUGCACUUGCUAUUGCUGUUUUGCUAGCCGUCACCGGCUACAGCUGCUAGCAGUCUCAUGGUGACCAUGGAUUCACUUUAAUGAGUUAUUUGGUUUGCAAAAUAUAUAAUCAUUUUAUGUGUAUAGAUCUGAUAAUGAGAAUCUAUACCUAUGAUUCUUUCCUUUUUUUGUUGUGAUCUUUGCUCAGAAAUAUUAAUGGAUACGAUUUUUUGAAUUAUGGAAAUAAUCAUCUGUCAAAUCAAAUGUCUCUAGUUUUAUAAGUUAUUGCAUCAAAGUUGAUCA
Glycine soja is the source of this 1097-nucleotide messenger RNA. RefSeq names its product lysine-rich arabinogalactan protein 19-like. Gene Ontology annotation, cellular component: plasma membrane. NCBI's taxonomy places the organism in Eukaryota, Viridiplantae, Streptophyta, Magnoliopsida, Fabales, Fabaceae. The transcript has 2 exons. Bases 41 to 865 code for a protein of 274 amino acids. The record is from RefSeq and is a predicted model, not a curated record.